Molecule: messenger RNA, 4556 nt
Organism: Myripristis murdjan (pinecone soldierfish)
Lineage: Eukaryota; Metazoa; Chordata; Actinopteri; Holocentriformes; Holocentridae
Gene: esyt1a
Product: extended synaptotagmin-like protein 1a
Exons: 32
Coding region: 189-3449 (1086 amino acids)
Biological process (GO): lipid transport
Cellular component (GO): endoplasmic reticulum membrane
Molecular function (GO): calcium ion binding; phosphatidylethanolamine binding; calcium-dependent phospholipid binding
Source: RefSeq, a predicted model, not a curated record
AGGCAAAGGAACAACUUCCGUCCAAAAACAGGUGGCGUGGAAACCUGCAGGAUGAAGUAAACACAAAUGAUCGAUUUUUAUAUGGAACACGCUGGUAAGGUUUCUCCGGCGCCCGCCGAAUAGACGCAGCCGCAGAGGAGCUGAAGGCCACCGGAGCCAGGGAAUCCAGAGAAAAAAAGCCUCUUGCGAUGCCACCCGCUGAUGCAGAGCCGAGUAUGGGCAAAGAGAAGGGGGCUGCGGACUCGGCCUCGCCUGCUCAUCCACCUGGAGAACGGGCGGUGAGCGUCUUGUGGUCCUUCGGGAAAUGCCUAGGCGCGCUUUUACCGGUGUACCUGGCCGGGUACUUUGGGUUCAGCAUCAGUAUCGUCCUGUUCGGCCUGAUGAUCUACAUGGGUUGGAAGCACAGCCGACUGGACAAAGUGAUGAGGCUCAAGUCUGCCAUGUACCUUUUGGAGAACGAGAUGGAAUUCACCACCGCGAAGGUCUUCAGGACCAAAAGAGACCUACCGCCAUGGGUCAACUUCCCAGAUGUGGAAAAAGUGGAGUGGCUGAACAAGAUCCUGCAGCAGGCUUGGCCUUUUGUAGGCCAGUAUCUGGAAAAGUUGCUGGUAGAAACCAUCGCCCCUGCCAUCCGUGCUUCCAGCAUUCAUCUGCAGACACUCAGCUUCACAAAGGUCAACCUGGGAGACAAGGCUAUGAAGGUGGUGGGGGUGAAGGCUCACACAGAACAUGAUAAGAGACAAGUUCUGCUGGAUUUGUAUGUGAGUUAUGCGGGUGAUGUUGAGAUCAAUGUGGAAAUCAAAAAGUAUUUCUGCAAAGCAGGGGUGAAAGGAAUCCAGCUCCACGGGAAGCUGCGUGUGAUCCUCGAGCCUCUUAUCGGAGAUGUGCCCCUGGUCGGAGCCAUCACAAUGUUCUUCAUCCGCAGGCCCAAACUGGACAUUAAUUGGACUGGGCUGACCAACUUGUUGGAUAUCCCAGGGUUGAAUGCCAUGUCGGACACUAUGAUAAUGGAUGCAAUAGCCUCCUACCUGGUGCUCCCCAACCGUCUCACUGUCCCCCUGGUGGCCGACCUGCACGUUGCGCAGCUCCGCUCCCCUCUCCCAAGGGGAGUUGUGCGUAUCCACCUGCUGGAAGCGGAGGACCUGACUGCCAAGGACACGGUUAUCAAGGGUUUAAUCGACGGGAAGUCUGACCCGUAUGCCGUGCUCCGCGUGGGAACCCAGACGUUCACCUCGCAUCAUGUGGACAGCAACCUGAACCCCCAGUGGAGGGAGAUGUAUGAGGUGAUUGUCCAUGAAGUACCUGGUCAGGAGUUGGAGGUGGAAGUGUUUGACAAAGACCCAGACCAGGAUGACUUCCUGGGGAGGGUCAAGGUGGACCUUGAUAUUGUAAAGAAGGCUAGAGUUGUGGAUGAUUGGUUCAAUCUGAAGGACGUCCCAUCGGGCAGCGUUCACCUCAGGCUGGAGUGGCUCUCUCUGCUGCCCUCUGCUGCCAGGUUGAGUGAAGUGAUCCAGAGGAACCAGAACCUGACCAGUAAGACAGCCGAUCCUCCCUCCGCUGCCAUCCUAGCCGUCUACCUUGAUCAGGCUCAAGAGCUGCCUAUGAAGAAAGGCAACAAGGACCCCAGCCCGAUGGUUCAGCUUUCCAUCCAGGAUGCAACCAAAGAGAGCAGGACUUGCUAUGGAACCACCAACCCCGUGUGGGAGGAUGCCUUUACCUUCUUUAUUCAGGAUCCUCGUAAACAGGACAUCGAUAUUCAGGUGAAGGAUGAUGACCGCGCUCUGGCCCUGGGCAGCCUGACCAUCCCCCUGUCCCGUAUUUUGGCAACCCCUGAGCUCACCUUGGACCAGUGGUUCCAGCUGGAAAAUUCUGGUCUCGCCAGCCGCAUUUACAUCAAAAUCGUUCUUAGGGUGUUAUGGUUAAAUGAGGAAGCCACUCCUACAACUCCAUCCCCGCGACCCUCAGGCAGCGGGUCGGUGCUCGGUCCUGAGGGAGUUACGUCGGAGCUCAGCCCUGGGGGCGUCGGCGGGGCAGCUAAACCUCAACCCACCCGACCGCAGCACACCACCCCGGACCCAGAGUUUGCAACUGAGGGAGUUCUGCGUAUCCAUUUGGUGGAGGCCCAAAACCUGAUCGCCAAAGACAACUUCAUGGGGGGCAUGGUCAAGGGGAAGAGUGACCCCUAUGUGAAGAUCCGGGUCGCUGGUAUCACUUUCCGCAGCCACACCAUCAAAGAGAACCUCAACCCCAUCUGGAAUGAACUCUAUGAGAUAAUAUUGACCCAGCUACCUGGGCAGGAGGUCCAGUUUGAGCUGUUCGACAAGGACAUUGAUCAGGAUGACUUCCUCGGGAGGUUCAAGCUAAACCUCCGAGACAUCAUCAGCGCACAGUUCAUAGACACGUGGUACACUCUGAAUGAUGUGAAGUCGGGCCGAGUUCACCUGGUGAUGGAGUGGCUGUCCAGAGUCUCAGAUCUACCCAGACUGGAGCAGAUCCUGCAGUACCACUCCCAGCAGUCCUACCAGAACAAAGUUGUGCCAUCAUCAGCUGUGUUGUUUGUUUAUGUUGAGCGUGCCCACGGCCUUCCGUUGAAGAAGAAUGGAAAGGAGCCCAAAGUUGGAGCUGAGAUUAUCCUCAAAAGCACAAUAUACCGAACCAAGAUCUGUGAGCGUUCCACGUCACCACGAUGGGAUGAAGCCUUUCAUUUUUUGGUUCGUGACCCAAAAGAUGAAAUGCUUACAGUCAAGCUCUCCCACAGCUGGGGCCAGGCUCUUGGCUCCGUGGUGCUUCCUCUCAGAGAGGUGCUGGGUGAGCCGGGCUUGUUGCUGGACCGCUGGCUCGGUCUGGAGGGAGCUCUGCCAGAGAGCCAGAUACUGCUGAGGGCCACACUCAAGAUCCUGGACACUCAGCUGGCGGUGUGUCGUAAGGCUCCGGGGGACACGUCUGACGAUGUCAACGCAGAGGGCAGCUCCAAUAUUAUCAUCCCCAGAUGGGACCCUGCGCAUCUAGACCUCCGACACAGGACUGGCUUGUCCAUAAGCGGUGAUCAUGGAAGUACAGCCGGCCAGGUGAAGCUUUCCAUCGGCUAUUCCACAGAGGAGAGCAGGCUUUUCAUCGUUGUGUACUCCUGCAGGGCCCUGGCAGCUUGUUCAAAGGACGGUGCAGACCCUUAUGUGACCUUCGUUCUGCUGCCCGACAAGAAAGGCACCACAAAGAGGAAGACUGCCACCAAGAAGCGAGACCUCAACCCAGAGUUCAAUGAGAGGUUUGACUUUGAUUUCUCUCUCGAGGAGUCCACGCAGAGACGACUGGACCUGUCAGUGAAACACAACGUCUCCUUCAUGAGCAGAGAGAAGGAACUUAUUGGCAAGUUGCAGCUGGACCUGGACCAAAUUGACCUCAAGACUGGUGUAACACAAUGGUACGAUUUGGUACCAGAGACCAACUAGAAGAAAAGAUGCUUGAUCUCCAGUACGAUAUAACGUUGAUUGUUGCUUCUGUGAUUUGUCUGUGUUUUAUUGUUUAUUCAGCUUAUGUGCAAUUGGACCAUCACUGAAGAAAAAAAAAAUCCACAAUAGCACAGCCCAUCAGUAUUUAUGAAGACAGAUUUGUCUUGUAGCUGAUCAUCCAUAGUGUUACCUGUGCGGAGUCCAUGCUUUCAGAGAUGAAGUCUUCAGUAUCUUCCGGCUGAAUAGAUAUUUGAUAAUAAUGCAACCAUGUUGCAAAACGUACCAAGGUUAUACUGUAUAUGUGCAAAAGCACUUAAAAGUCCUCUUCAGAGUUUAGUCACAAAAGGCCUUAUGCUGUGAUCACACUGAUGUAUUAUUGAUCCUAAGGUAUGGCAAUGUCUUAUUAUGGAUUUACAGGAUCUGCCUCGACAAACGGUGAUUCUUUUGAAUUUUAUUUUUUACAAGCUAGAAACAAUUCCCUGUAUUCUGUUGUUUAUAUAUGUUUAUAUUAUUGCCUUAUAAUACUACAAAACUGUGCACAAUUUUUCAGAGCGUUUACGCAUUAUGUUCCAGAUGAAGUUUUUAUAUGUUUUAACCAGAUAUAUCUGAAAGUUGCUUUUAUAAAUCAAGAUCAAGUAUUACAAACGUGGACCCUCACAUUUGCCACUGAGAAAACAGAUAUGAUACUGUCAGCAGAGUCUAAAUCACUGUGCUUUUAUGAAGAGCGAACUUUGAUGAUGUGGAAAACAUCUCAGCUGCCCUAGUUCCCAUGCUUAGUGUUUGUAUGUGUUUGUAGUGCCAAAUGCAACAGGAUGAUGCUGUAUAUGCCAGAGAGCCAUGUUUAUGGGUUAUCUUCAAGCACAACAGGCCACUUACAGCUUAUAAACUUAAGAAAAGCAAGCAAAUACCUGGCAAAGCAGCCUUCCUGUCCCAUUCCAACACUGUCACCAAAACCGCAAAAAGGCUUGAAAUCUGAUUUGUGGCAAGGGAAAGACGUAGCGUUAGUGUCUAGACUAAAGAAACUGCUGUGCUUUGACAUAAUUUGCAGAUACCAUCAUUUGUCUGCUUUGAAGUAGCUGAUUAAAGUUUGCACUCUUGAGAACCAAA